This is a messenger RNA of Eucalyptus grandis, 813 nucleotides long. Its product is annotated as transcription factor UPBEAT1. NCBI's taxonomy places the organism in Eukaryota, Viridiplantae, Streptophyta, Magnoliopsida, Myrtales, Myrtaceae. The coding region runs from base 161 to 544 and encodes 127 amino acids. The record is from RefSeq and is a predicted model, not a curated record. The transcript has a single exon. Gene Ontology annotation, biological process: regulation of DNA-templated transcription.
AGCUCCCCAAGCAUCGUCACGCCCGUAUAAAAUGCCCUCCCCGUCGUGCCAUGUUCAUGUCACAACGCAACGCAAAGCUCUCUCUCUCUCUCUCCCCCUCUCCGCUCAGGACAUCAAUAGGGAGAGCUUCGUCAGUCACAUUUGAUACCGUUUCACCAUAAUGGGGGCUAAUUCUCCACAUUCUUUCAUCGUUUCCCUCGGCUUCAAGGGUCUCGACUCCGAUGACUCGAAUGGGUCUCCGAAGGGCAGGCCGGCCGUGAGCAAGAGGAGGCUUCAGGCCAAGAAGAGGCUAAGGAUCAUCAGGAGAAGAGGGCUGAACAACAUCGAGAAGAGAAGCAGGGUCGGAGCCUCGAGGGGCGUCCCGAGGUGCUCGCGGAAGAUUGAGCGGCGGGUCCGGACGUUGAAGACGCUGAUCCCGAACAGCGAGUCGAUGGGUUUGGAAGGGUUGUUCCGGGAGACGGCAGAUUACAUACUAGCUCUCGAGAUGAGAGUGAAGAUGAUGAAAAUGGUGGUUGACAUGUUCUCAGGUUCUAGUGACCAGUAAUUACUCAAAACUACGACCCUGUAGAGAAGCCAAAGCCUCAUUCUUUCCUACCCAUUUUUUUUCCUUUUACAUCUUUCUUUUCUUCUUCUUAUUUUCCAGUUGUUAAAUGUGUUUAAUUAAUGCGAUUCUUGGCCGGUUUGUUCGAGGUCAGAUAAAUCCGCAGCUACUGUUAGCACCUUUUGAUGUUGUCGUCCUCAUUAUUUAAGAGUAGAUUGGUUGAUUCAUGAAUUUGUCUGAAGAGAGAGCAUGAUGGUAGCUCCUCAUUUACA